This is a messenger RNA of Saccoglossus kowalevskii, 6478 nucleotides long. RefSeq names its product cilia- and flagella-associated protein 65-like. NCBI's taxonomy places the organism in Eukaryota, Metazoa, Hemichordata, Enteropneusta, Harrimaniidae. The record is from RefSeq and is a predicted model, not a curated record.
CUUUCCAAUUAAGAUUUUCAAAAAAAUGCCGUCUGCUGUGGCAAACCGCCCUCAGAUUCAGCGAGUGAAACGCUGUGGAAUUGAGGUUGUUGAAGGAGUUACCUGGAAAGGAUGGGAGCCUGGUGCAGAAUAUACUAAAAAUAUUAUUUUGAAAAACGUCAAUGUUAAAACACAGAAAAUAAAAUAUAGCUCUCCAACAUCACGUUUUUUCACCACGUUGUAUCCACAACCGAUAGUUUUGAGUGCAGGAACCAGUUACACGUUGCCAGUUACAUUUCGACCUCUUGAAAAAGAUGUCUAUGAGGACAGUAUUGAAUUCCAAACUUUAGAUGGUGCAUUCAAAGUGCCGAUCUGUGCAGUGCUGCCAAAGCAUGAACUUGCUGUUCCAGAACAUCUCCAGUUUGGUAUGUGUGCUGCACAAGAUAACAUUGAGAUGACGUUUGAUAUUAACAACAUCAGUGAGCUGACCACACCCUUUGAAUGGAGUAUAAAAGAGCCAUUCACAGUGGUUCCCCCAGAAGGAACUCUGGAUCCCAAAUCAUCAUGUAAAAUUAGAGCCACUUUCAAACCGAAAUCUUCCUUGGUGUACGAAACAACUGCCGUGAUUAAAUAUGGAAAUGAUCUCAGCUGUUAUAAGACUGUCAAGCUAGAAGGCAUCGGAAAAUAUCCACAUUUACUGGUAUCUAGUCUUGGGAAAAGCCCUAGGACCCUUGAGAACUUGAAUGCUGAAGCUGUGAUAGAGUUUGGACAAGUUGCUAUUGGUCGACAGACAGAAAAAUACAUUGAACUUCAUAAUCUGUCACCUGUCAAUGCCCCUUAUACAAUAGAACAUCCAACUUCAUCCACUCGUAUUGAUACAGUGUUUACUUGUAAACAGAGAAAUGGAGUAGUGCCAGCUGAAACACUUGUUAGAAUACCGGUUAGUUUUACCCCAAAAAUUGUUGGUGAAAAAUCUGUUGAUUAUGUACAAGUACAAGCUAUUGGUAACAUCAGUAAAACAGUUGUCAAGCUGGUAGGCAGAUGUAAAGGGCCCACUGUUUCACUUAGCAAUAAAGUUGUGAAUUUCAGUCGUAUUGAUUCCGGUGAACAGCAGACAAGAACACUAACCAUUACAAAUAAAUCUGACGUGGAUGCCACCUAUGAGUUCUUGAUUGAUUGCUAUGAGAGUGUAUUCAAGUUUGAGAAACAAUCCGGAUUACUGCAAUCUGGUGCCUCUGAUACCAUCAUCAUGCAUUUUGUACCCAGAGAAGCAAUCAACUACUACAGGAGAAUAACAUGCCUUGUACAAAACCAGGAUCCACUGUUUGUAGAUCUAAUUGGCACUUGUCAUGCAGAACAAAUCAAGCCAGCGGUGUUACAGCCAAAACAUCUCAGCAGAUACAGAGUGCACAUGGCUAGAGGACUGUCUCUUUUCCCACCAGAUCAACUGAAUGAGCUUCUCAGUGAAGGUAAACUUGCAGUGGAUCCUGAAGGCUGUCUGAUGAGUCAGCAAGCUGAAGCCAUGGAGAUGUACCUUCAGGAACCCAAACCAGUGCCACCCAUGCAUGAAUAUUUUGAUGACGGGCAUUAUUCAGACAAACCAUAUACUGUACCACACGUCAGCUUGGACGUCGAAACAGUUGAUUUUGGUCAGUGUACAAAUAUCCGUCUAAUAGAGCCAAGGACCAUACACGCCACCAACCAUACCAAGGGUAAAGUGACUGUUGUAUGGAUGACAAAUACAGAAAACGUAUUUUCAGUGACUCCAGCUACUUGUGAUAUUCCACCAUUGAAGACGUUUUCAUUCCAAGUUGCUUUUAAGCCUGGUGUACCAAACCAGUUUUUUGGAGCGGAAUUAGAAUGCUAUGCCUUUUACAAGAGUAUGAGAGACUAUCGUCUUGUGCAAGAUGAAACAUUUUCUCCACCAUGGUGUAUGACAUUGAACACUGUAGGACACACCUUCCAACCAGGAAAUGAGACAUUUUUACCACGAUUUACAUUAGACUCCAAGAGCUUGCUAUUCCCUGCAGUAUCACCAAAUGAGACUAUUUUCAAGACGCUACUACUGACUAACAACGGUACAACACCAAUACAUUAUGCAUUUGAACCAGAUCCAUCAGGAACUUAUUCAGUGAAACCCAGCAAGGGUCUCCUGCAAGAUAAAUACCAGAUAUUCGUAGUCAGAAUGAACCCCAAAAUAGCAAAGACACACAGACAUAUAUUGAAAGUCAAACUAAACGAUGCUGCUAAACAUGUACACGGUGUUAUGUUAGUGGGAUCAGCUGAAACACCAGAAUUGUUGCUGGAAAAUGAGGCAUGUUUAUUCCUUAAACCAACCUGUACUGGAACUUCUAGUCAACGGCCUUACAAAAUAAGAAACAUCUCAAGAACACCCCUGAAUUUUGAAUGGAAGAUUCAUGCCAGUGAUAGACAGAUUAUAUCUGUGGAGCCAUCUACUGGGUGUAUCCUCCCAAAUGAGGCACAGUCUCAAAUGUGGACAUUCACUCCACAUGACCAUGAGAAGUAUGUGCUGAAACCCAUCGUUGAAAUUGUCCCGGAUAAAAUCAUGGGAAGUAAACAUAAAAAGAAGAGUUGUACGCUGAGGAUUGUGGGUGAAGGUUCUUCCGGUGAUAUUAGGGCUGAACAGAUCAAGAUCAAUUACUGCAACGUAGUCGUUGGUAGUUCAGCUUCCAGGGAGAUUAUAGUUUACAACGACUAUGAUUGUGAUCUUUAUUAUAAACUUGCAAUUGAGCAAAUCAUUGAUGGACCGUACCCUGAAAACCAAACUGCCUACGAUCCAAUAGCCUUAGAUCUUGAUCAGAUGUCAGGCACGCUACCUGCCAGAUCCAGGACUAUCAUCCUGGCGACCGUUAGACCGAUUCGCCGAGUUAACUAUUCAUUCAUUGUGUCGUACGAGUUACUGACACCCAAGGGUAAUCAGAGUAACGCACCAGUGCAGCUAUGUGAGUUGACUGCUACUGGUGUGUAUCCUAGUUUAGCGGUGACCGAUGCGAGAUGUUAUGGUAGUGCUAACGGAAUUAGUAAAGCUAGAUUGUGGAACCUCUUUUCAUUAGACAAUUUGAAUGUUUGCCUGGACGCUGAUCCAUCAGCCGAAGAACUCAUGUACUCGGUGAUCACCAGACACAGCACCAGACGACGCCCACCAGUCUACACCAGAGCAAUCCUCGACUUCAACUUUGGUGCGGCACCGGUGCAUUCCGAAGACUGCGUGGUGCAUCUGAUGAUUGAGAAUAUGGGAGCCGUGCCAACCGACUGGGCGUUCUUGUUUCCAGUUGAUUUACAGCUGGAGUUAGAAUACUGGGCAGAAACGGGUGAAUUUGACGAGGAGGAGCUACAUGAGAUGCGAGUGAUGGAUAAUAAAUUGUUCAGUGUUGAGCCGAAUAAAGGAACGCUACAACCCGGUCAAUGCCAGACUAUUACAUUCAUAUACAGACAUAACUUUCCAGGAACUGACAGAUUACCAGUGUUAUUUAAAUUGAUGAGAGGCAGGGAAAUAUUGUUGAAUUUUAUCGGUGUGACUGUUGAACCUGAAAGAAAAUAUGUCCAUUUUCCCAGCAAUAAGCACAUGUUUUACCCUGUGCCAAUCGGUGCUAGCGCAAACCCAAAGCAGGUGUAUGAGUUAUACAAUGGUGGAGCCAUCCCAGUAACAUAUGAACUGGAUCUCACUGCACUGGAAUAUGUUAGACAGGAAAAUUUCUAUCAUGAUAUAUUUGAGUGUCUGAAUCCCACAGGGGAGAUACUUCCAGGUAGAACAGCAUAUGUGGAAUGGAUCUUCUCUCCUCUGGAAGCAAAAACCUACAUGGUUGAUGUACCAAUUCAUAUCAUCAAUGGGGACACAGCAUUGAUUACAUUUACUGGUGUAGGCUAUGAUAAGAGAAUUAUGGGUGACACAAUGCCGCUAACAGAUCAGCAUGACUUGAGCGGUGUUCCUGCUGUACAGAGUGUGCCAGUACCAAGACAGUUGGUGUAUUUGACCCAAGAACGACUAUCUUUUGGUAACUUGCCCCUCUUCAGUCAGUCACGUCGUACCACCUACAUAACCAACAGAUCAACUUCACAUAUUGUAUCUUAUGAAUGGUAUGUCACCUCAGAAGCUGAUAGCCAGGUUGUUGAUAUUCAGCCAGUCAGUGGUGUUCUCCAACCCUUGGAAAGUAUGCUGUGUAAAGUUACAUUCAUUGCUACUGGUGAACCGUCCUUCUAUGAUUUGGAUCUAGUAUGCGAGAUCACUGACGAAACUGAAUUGGCCGAGUAUAGGAGAGAAUUAGCAGCAUGGGAAGCUGAGAAAGAAAGACAAAAAUAUGAAUUUACCAUCACUGAGAAAGAUCUGGAGAAAAGAGAGAAACGAAUAAGAGCCUGCAGGCGACUCAAACAGACAGACUCCACAGAGCGAUCUCUCUCUGAUUCGGACUUAAAGAAAUACCAGACCCUUCCACCUAUCAGAUCACAAAAAACAGAAAAAGAUAUAGAUGAACAGAGAGAGAGAGAAAGGUCAACCGAUUCAGGCACGCCAUUGUGGAACAAACCACAGCCGCCAGAUACAUUCCUAUUGCAUUUAGGCAUGACUGCAAGAACUCAUACCAUUGCUGAAUUCCAGACUAAUUUCCCUAGUGAAGUCCAGAAUUAUUUCAUUGACCGAUCCAUGAGUGAGAAACAAUUGACUACAGGCAGGAGUGCUGAACCAGAGUAUUUACUGGGACCUUGUACAACAGAAGAGAGAGAAAGCAUCUCUGUUAUUGUGGGCAACAUUCUAAGGGGUUUGCUGGAUGACCAUGACUUUCACAAAGCUCUCAGAGACAUCCACAAGGAGCCAAUACCUUACUUCUGUCAGUUCAGUGAGAGACCACCACGCAGCACCAUGUCAGAACAGCUAAAAAUGGAAGAAGAUGACGGAAGACCAAAGACUCCUUCACCUACCGAUGAAGCAGCCACAAUAUCAGCUGCUUCACAGAUUGCUACAGAAGACAGGCCAGAUUCUAAACAAAAGAAGCCGCCAAGUGCCACUUCCACUCCGACUGUACGAACAGUGACACUGAGAGAACCCUCACCCGAAGAAAGCUCUCAUCAAACGUCGACUGAUGAACAUUUAAUAGAUCGAGAAGAAGGCCAAGAUGACCCCUUGGAGGAGGCUGAUCUUCCUGUAGCACCCUCUCCCGAAGAAGAUCUGCCAAUUGAUACAACAGUGGAGGAGGGUCUAGAAGUUGCUGAGAACGUUGUAUAUCAACAGAGUCUGAAGGAAGAAAGGCAUUUGAUGGACAGACAAAACAUUAAAAGAUUACCUGAAUUUGGUUCUAUCCUUGAAGCUGUUAUAGAGAAUGCGAUACAUAACAUUGUAUCGGAGGCCAGUUCUGGACAGAUCAACUUAACAGCGCGGCCUAGGAUGGUGGCUCUUCCACCGAAACCAUCAACAUCAAGUCCUGUUACAACAGCCCAAGGAAACGUCCCUCCUAGUUUGCGCAUUAGUGCUACCAGUACACCAAUAUCAGCUCGAACAAAGACCGAACUUGAUUCCGCUAGAACAGAAACACAACGAGCUGAGAGUGCUGGCUCAAAGGUAUCCCAUGGAAUCUUAUCAAGAGUUAGUUAAAAGUGGAGGAAAUCUGGGAAUCAGACGUAAAUACAUUGAAAAAUUCAUGGUGGUUCAUCCAGAGGAAUUGUAGCAUCGCAUUUCAAUAUUACACCAAAUUUCUUACUAAAAGCAACAAGUUUGUGAAUUACGUGAAAAGUUUCGUCUUUACAACUAUUUUUAAAAUAAAAUAUCUUGUCUAUACUAUUAUAAUAUUUUGUAAUUUUGAUGAAAUUUGUAAAUAUUAAUUGUUGACUUAUCUAUAAUAAUAAUCGCUCUAUAUAUACUUUGCAUUUAACCACUGGUAUAUUUGGAAACAGCAGUGUUCUUAUCUUUAUAGUUGUGUAGCAAUUUUUAUACAAGCUGGUUCAUUGCAUACAUUCCAAUGCAUAAUAUGGUAACAGAGAUUGUCUGGAAGCAAACCUGUAUUGCACACUGUAUAUUAUUAUUAAGCCGUGCAUCUCUGUGAUUUCUUGUGGUUUGUUUUGCAAUACUUGUAUCCCCGGGCCAUAUAUCCUUUCCGUUACAAGUUUAACACCGUAUCUUGUAUGUCUCUUAAAGUAAGAACGCAUAUUUGAUGUGUGUGUCGUGAAGCACAAGUAUCAGGAACACCUGGCUGCAUGAACAAGCCGAGAUGUGUGCUAUGCAGACACUUGUAGUGAAUAUUUGUACCCCUUGGCAAGUAUUACCAGUGCUGUUUACCUCUGUACACGAGUGCAGCAUUCCCAUCAGGCUGUAUGCCAUAAACAAAAGUUUACCUUGUGUUGCCUGUAGAGGGCAGUUAUACGACAAUUCUUACAAUUAUCCAGUCUGGUAUAUGUGCUAUACCCAGUGAGUUGAUUCAUACUUUUGUAUUUGUUUUAUGUGUACAAUAAAUCUAACCAUACUGUGGAUAUAUCUCUACACUGUUAUUGA